Callorhinchus milii (elephant shark) is the source of this 1617-nucleotide messenger RNA. RefSeq names its product membrane protein FAM174A. The coding region runs from base 19 to 534 and encodes 171 amino acids. NCBI's taxonomy places the organism in Eukaryota, Metazoa, Chordata, Chondrichthyes, Chimaeriformes, Callorhinchidae. The record is from RefSeq and is a predicted model, not a curated record. The transcript has 3 exons.
CGAGCACUGACAGGCGGUAUGGCCCUCAGCUCGGCCCGCUUCCCCCCUCUCCUGCUGCUGACCCUCGGGGUGGCGGUGGGGCUCAGUGAGCUGGCGCCGCCGCCAAUGGUGGGCCUGGCGAGGCUGAGCCGGAGCCUGAGCCUGAGCCUGAGCGGCGGCAGCUCGGCCCAGGCCGCCAGCAAUGUCACGCGGGGCGGCAAGGCAGGAGGCGAAGGCGGCAAUAGCAGCCUGAGCGGCUCCUCGGGGGCGGCCGGGCCCGGUGGUAAGAGGAAGAAAGAGGGCGACUUCUCGGCCAUGCCGUUCCACGAACAGACCAUGAUGAUCCAGCGGGCGCUGUACGUGCUCAUCGUGGUCACCGCCUUCGUGAUUAUCUAUUUCGUGGUCAGGACCGUUAGGAUGAGAAGAGUUAACAGAAAAACGCGCAAGUAUGGUGUGCUGAAUACACAUCUAGAAAACAUGGAGAUGAGACCUUUAGAUCAGGAAGAUGAUGAGGAGGACGAUACACUAUUUGAUGUGAAUCAUUCAAGGAGAUAGAUGCUGUGAACUUUGCAGUGCACCUUUGAUCAAGACCUAAGCUACAAAGAUUCCAGCAAUAUAAAGAAAUUAUCUGCACUUUGCUAUAUUGGAAUGGGUUCCAAAUCUAUGUAUUGUAUGUACUGUAAGUUAUUUCUGUACAGUAGUUUUGUAUCUCUACUGUCCUAUGAAGAAGGUACUAUUUUAAUAUAUGGGCAAAUGUGUUUUUUUUGCUUCUGAUUAUAUGUGCAAUGAAAAUGGAGUAUGUAGGUUUUAAUUCUGUCUGUAAAGAUAUAGAAAGAAUUAUUACUUUUANUUUUUUUAAAUAGGAGAGCAAAUGGAAAUGUUUCUAAUUAUUAUGUAUGUACACAUAAUUAUUCGUCUAGAUUUGGCCUGGAACAAUAUGGCAAUUGGAAAGUCUGCUAAAAGUUCAGGGAAAUUAUACAGUACGAUUGGAGUCAGCCUUGAAGCCUAAGUUUAGGGUCAGAGUUCAAGGGUAGCAAUGGUCAAGUAAUUAGAAUUAAAAAGUUGCCUAAGUAGAGUCCAAAGAUAGACUUGAGAAGAUUAGAAAUAUUCUUGAAGCUUGUAACAGUUUUGUAUUCGUACUAACAGUAACUAGUUUUAAUGAAUUUAGUGUAAUUUUAAUAAUCCUUUCCUAGGAAAGUUGAGCCACACACUGUGCUAAUGCAAUGUGUAGAAGUUAAAGUUCUCAUAUACUGUGUACAGAAUCUAUAUAGAUUUGGGGAAUCUGGAAAUGUGUUUACAAAAUUCACUCCUAUAAUGAUCAGUCUUAAUGAUUUUUUUUCCUUUAUGCAAAUGUGAAGUAGGUAUUAAAUAAUUGAAAGGUUACUUAAAUGUCAAUCAAUGCCUUUUAGAUAUUUUUCUGUAUGAGUAUUGAGUAAAUAGUUUGUUUUUGUCAUGAGAAUUUCUGGCAAAGACUGUUAUAAGAUGUUAUUAUAAUGGUAUUUGAGUAACUGCAUCAUAAUGAUUACAAGUGUAAUCAAAUGUUUCAAAGUAAAUUCUGAAGACCUGUUAUGUUGGGAUAUGUUGCUUGUACUGCUAAAAGAAAAAAAAAGANUUUUUUUAAUAAAACACUAAUAAAUA